Messenger RNA from Didymella exigua CBS 183.55, 1257 nucleotides. RefSeq names its product DDE-domain-containing protein. The annotation marks the transcript as partial. The transcript is spliced from 2 exons. The record is from RefSeq and is a predicted model, not a curated record. Lineage: Eukaryota; Fungi; Ascomycota; Dothideomycetes; Pleosporales; Didymellaceae. Gene Ontology annotation, cellular component: nucleus. Gene Ontology annotation, molecular function: DNA binding.
UCCACUGGCCGCGCAACUUUGUCAAGCGUACAGACAGUCUCACGACGCGUUUCAAUCGAGCAGGACACAAAGGCUAAGUACAGCAUCUGCGAUGAUGACGUCUACAACUUUGACAAGGCUGGCUUUAUGAUAGGCAAGAUCACAACUCAGCUCGUCGUGACAGGGUUAGAGAGGAGAGGCAGGCCAAAGGCUAUCCAGCCAGGCAAUCGUGAGUGGGUGACGUUGAUUGCUGCAAUCAACGCAGCUGGCUGGUCAGUCCCACCAUUCCUCAUCUUUGCUGGCAAGUACCACCUCUCUGCCUGGUACGAGGAGGAUAUCCCACGCAACUGGGCAAUUGCAGUUAGCGACAAUGGCUGGACAAACAACGAGCUAGGCGUAGAGUGGCUGAAGCACUUCAACGCUCACACGAAGACUCGCGUCGUUGGUGCGCGCCGCCUGCUCAUCCUUGACGGCCACGCGAGCCACCACUCUCUUGAGUUUCAAGAGCUUUGCAAGGAGAACAAUAUCUACACGCUCUGCAUGCCACCUCACUCAUCCCACCUGCUGCAGCCGCUUGACGUUGGCUGCUUCUCGCCGUUGAAGCGCGCGUACAGUCGUGAGGUUGAGAGCCUGAUCCGCCACCACAUCAACCACAUCACUAAGCUCGAGUUUCUGCCAGCGUUUAAGGCAGCAUUCAAUCAAUCGCUCACCUCAGCCAAUAUCUGCUCAGCUUUUCGAGGCGCAGGCCUUGUUCCUCUCCAGCCAGACGCUGUUCUAUCGAAGCUAGACGUGCAGCUGCGUACGCCGUCUCCAGCUGCUGCUCUACUAGAGGCUCCCUUGGAGGCUCGUACAUUGAGCAACGUGUGCGAGCUUGAGGCUCAAUUAAUUUUUAUACGUGAGCGCGUACGCCAGCAUAAGAGCUCGUCACCAGCUUCUAUUAUUAAAGCAAUUAACCAGCUAAAGAAGGGCGCUAAGGUGAUGAUACUCUCUGCUGAGCUGAUGCGCGAUCAGAUCACCAGCCUUGAGCGAGCCAACAAGGCAGCGUCAGCGCGUAAGCAACGGAAGAAAAAGCGUAUACAGAAGCGAGGGACCUUAACAAAGGGAGAGGGAGAGGAUAUACUCGCUCAAAGUGAGGUUGAGCAGCAGAUUUCUUGUGAAGAGCGUCAAGGAGGAGCGCGAUCAGGCCUUAGCCGCCAGGCUCUCGCGCGCUGCACAAGGUGCAGAGAGACUGGGCAUAACUCACGUACGUGUAGAAAAGAUACAUUAGAUACUGCUUAA